Messenger RNA from Condylura cristata (star-nosed mole), 2364 nucleotides. It is a transcript of the gene TMEM38A, whose product is annotated as transmembrane protein 38A. NCBI's taxonomy places the organism in Eukaryota, Metazoa, Chordata, Mammalia, Eulipotyphla, Talpidae. Gene Ontology annotation, cellular component: membrane. The record is from RefSeq and is a predicted model, not a curated record. Gene Ontology annotation, biological process: potassium ion transmembrane transport. The transcript is spliced from 6 exons. Bases 59 to 970 code for a protein of 303 amino acids. Gene Ontology annotation, molecular function: potassium channel activity; identical protein binding.
GGGCGGCGGGCUGCGGGACGCACGGGGCUGGGGUCUAGGGUGGGACCCGCGGAGCGCAAUGGAGUUGCUCUCGGCCCUGAGCCUAGGCGAGCUUGCGCUCAGCUUCUCGCGGGUGCCACUCUUCCCUGUCUUUGACCUCAGCUACUUCAUCGUCUCCAUUCUCUACCUCAAGUAUGAGCCAGGAGCCGUCGAGCUGUCCCAGCGCCACCCCAUGGCAUCCUGGCUGUGUGCCAUGCUGCACUGCUUUGGGAGUUACAUCCUGGCUGACUUGCUCCUGGGAGAGCCCCUGAUUGACUACUUCAGCAACAAUGCUAGUGUCCUGCUGGCCUCAGCUGUCUGGUACUUGAUUUUCUUCUGCCCCCUGGACCUCUUUUACAAGUGUGUCUGCUUCCUGCCUGUGAAGCUUAUCUUUGUGGCCAUGAAGGAGGUGGUGAGGGUCCGCAAGAUUGCGGUGGGCAUCCACCAUGCACAUCACCAUUAUCACCACGGGUGGUUUGUCAUGAUUGCCACUGGCUGGGUCAAAGGCUCCGGCGUUGCCCUCAUGUCCAACUUUGAGCAGCUGCUCCGAGGGGUGUGGAAGCCAGAGGUCAAUGAGAUCCUGCACAUGUCCUUCCCCACCAAGGCUAGCUUGUACGGCGCCACACUCUUCACUCUCCAGCAGACCCGCUGGCUCCCGGUAUCCAAGGCCAGCCUCAUCUUCAUCUUCACCAUGUUCAUGGUGUCCUGCAAGGUGUUCCUGACGGCCACUCACUCUCACAGCUCCCCUUUUGAUGUUCUGGAGGGCUACAUCUGCCCUGUGCUGUUUGGGACAGCCUUGGGGGCUGACCAUCACCAUGAUAAUCACGGAACAUCCCACGGCAGCUUCCAUGGUGGCAGCGGGCCUGGCCCACAGCACUCGGCCCUACCCACCAAGUCCAAGGAGGAGCUGAGCGAAGGCUCCAGGAAGAAGAAGACCAAGAAGGCAGAUUAGGGGGUGGCCCAGGGGGCCCCUUGGGUGCCCGGAGAGGACCUGGACCCAGGAACCUCAGAGCCAGGGUGCCAGGAGGCAUCCUGGGCUUAGUUCUCCCCUCUCCAGGCCUCAAAUUCCCCACCUACAAACUGGGGCCACCCAUAUACCAAGGGCUGGUAUGGAGGGGUUUAUCAGUGAGAUAUGGGUAUAAGGGAAGUUAGGAAUGGGGGAGUCGCUUCCCCCCACCGGUCCUCCCCUCUCCAUUAGACUCAGCUUUUUUGUUUGGGGGGAGGAGCAGAGAAGCACUCCAGCAGCUCCAGCCAACACCCUUGGCAGUUCUGCUCUUGGUUAUUUCCUCUUUAAAAUUACAUCUUGAUCCCCAAAGAAUUUCAAGCCAUGUUGAGAUUCAUUCAUUUGAUGGACAUUUUCCUAAGUAUCUGCUCUGAGGCAGCUGCUGGGAUUUCUCCUCUCAUCCAGGUUCCUCCAGGACUUACCGUCCUCCCAGGCCCAGAAGGUUCCCCCUCGUCCUGGGUGUACGGGGCAAGUUGCCUCCUCUCAGCCUCAUGUCCCCAUCUGCACAAUGGAGACCCCCCUCCUGGCCUCCCCUGCAUGGAAGGGCCUAUGUGAGGCUGGACAUCAGCAAGCCUUACACACUCACAAGCACUGCACCUUCGGAGGAGGGGCCCUUCAGGAUGUUCCAUGUGCGUGAGAAUGGCUUUGCAUUUAGAUCCUUUGUGUUAGUGGAUCAAGAACCUCAUAAAGGCCUUUAGUAGAUAUAUCUAGGCCAGUCACGAGAGCUUGGACAUUGGGGAAGGUUUGUUCUAAUCCUUGACUUUGGGCUGCCCAGAAAGCAAAGAAAUGCUGCUGGCCAGCCAGGGGUUCCACGAUUCAUCUGCAGAAGCUCUGAGUGCUCCCUAACGGGCCCUAGAAGCACCCCUUGAGAUGAUGUCCUUCGUCACUAAUCAUUCAUCAACAAACGUUGAUGCCUUCCUCUGUGCCAAACCUUGUGCUGCUGUGGGUGGGCCAGGAACUUGCUUCAGGCUGAGAGAGGGGGAGAGUAGCUAAGGACCCCUCACAGCCAUCUUCUGAAGCCUAGACCACCAGAUUGAUGAGCACCACUGGGUGCCGGGGGAAUGGUAGGUGCAUAGGCAUGGCCUGUCUCAGGUGGGGUUUGUGCCCCUACGGGGUGGCCUGGGGGCUGCCCUCUGCCCAGGGGUACUUGGGACUUGGGGUAUCAGUCUGCUGUUAAGUCCAGAUCGGCACAGGGUUGGUGGGGUCCCAGGUGCUGCCCAGCUUUUUGAAAGUGCCUUGAUUGGGAGCUGGGUGGGUCCUGGGGCUACAGGCCCCUGGAUUUCUCCUCUUGCAUGUCCAGCAAGACUCACUGUUAAGGAUCAACAAAUAAAUGUUGUGAAAGA